AUGGAACCACUUCUGCCCGCAGCUCGAUUUGACGAGCCUAUGGAUGUUUCACUUGAUACUUCUUUUGUUCAGCAAUCGGAUUACCAAACUGCCGAGGUGGACCUGAUGCACUCUCUUGAACCUAUGGAAGGCCUAACCCAAUCGCCAGUUAUCUACCCGGAGCUUGACAGAUAUCGCAAUUAUCGUGCCUACAAUCCACCCUACGACGCAUUUGCCGAUGUUCCUUACAAGCUGUCAACCCACGACUUACCACCACCUACGCCAGUUAGCCUGCCAUUUUCAGGAAGCAGUAGUCAAUUAAGUGCAAGUCCGUCAACUAAAUUUUCAGGAUCUCCCGGGCCAGGAUGGUACAGCCGCGAAACGACACCCACGUCAAUUUCCUCGCACUCACCCGGGCUCACCAUUCCGAAUCGCGCCAAUGUUUUCAAAGACCGUCAGUUCAGCCCAAACCAGACAAGACCUCCAGUGAGCCGAUGGAUGAGUGGGAGCAAUGCAAGUGAGACCGACGCGGUGGACCCUCAAGGUCUGGCAGCUGUGAGAGAGUCUUUGAACUCAUCCUCUUCCAGCUCCACUGUCAAGGAUGGAGACAGGAACAACAAGGAGAAGAAGCAGAAACGGCGUUUACCUCCACCUCCCCCGAGUCCUCCUCCAAGGAAAUCAUCGCAAGGUUUUCGCCGGGACUCAGAAGAUGGGGAUGAGGCUCUUCAAACGCCACCACGAAAGUCAAACGUGAAGCGCCCCUCUGCUUCGCGCAACCCAUCAAACAUCCCAUCGAUUCCGCGCGCCGUCACUUCGCCAAAUAAGCAGCCUGUCGCUCCUCGGCGACCCAGCCGAGACGGAACACCAGAUUUCCAAUCCCAGCUUCGAAGCCCUGUCCGAAUCAUCCAUAGCAAUCUUUCGUCUUCGUCUCUUCCAGGCGAGAGACGAGGAAGUACCUCUGAGGGUGUUCAGUCGCACUCAAAGACUAGGAACGCUUCCACGUCGCAGUUGCCCACGUCCCGCGAAAUCAGCUCCGCACCCAAGCCUAUCAAUAUACCAACCAAGGGCAAGACACGAGAAGACACAACUGACUCACUAAAGUCCUCAAGUGCACCUACAUCUAGUGGAAGCUCAUUUAGAUUCCCUUUCUUUGGCCUUGGGCGUAAGAAGGCUGUCCAAAGUGGCGCUGAUUCGAACGCUGAGUCAACCAAAAAGGAGGCGGACAAACGCCUCAAGCUUCCCCGCAAGGGCCCAGUUGCCGGUACUGGCCAUGAAGGUUAUGGGAGAGUAGGAAAUAUCCGCCGUCGUAGUGGAAGUGGCAGCCACUCUAGAACGGUUUCGGAUCACCAACCGUCUCAGGACAGUCUGGGAAGCACAGACUCUUUCUUUGCUGAUAGAAUGAACCCGGUGGUAAUUGCGGGAGGUGAGAUAAUUGAAAACCGCAAUACCAGCUCAGAGCUUUCUCGAACUGAGAGCAACCAGAGUCUUGCUCUGAGCCAGAAGAGUUUUGACUCGGUUUCGGGGGCAGGAGACGCCAUGAUUUCUCGGCCAGAUGUGCCAAAUAGCCUACGGGUGCCUCGGCUUGGCCCAAGAUCACGACGCCCUUCUGAGAGUAGCGAUUCUGACAGUGGAAGCGUGAGGCCUACACUUGCAUAUCGUCGAUCUGCUCAUAAGCUCAGAGUAUCCCCGGAUAGCCCCAUUAGCCUUCCUCAGCCGAUCAUUACAAGCGCCAUGGCGCCGUCUCCCAUGACCAGCUUUGACACCAGCAUCAUGUCUGACGAGUCGUUUGGGGAUCUACAGCGCGAGAUCUCUCAUGAUAGCGAUGCGGGCUUCGGAGCUUCAAAGAGGCCGGUAAAACGCUCUCGAUCACCCCGCAAGUGGAAUUUAUUUGGCAGAUCACAAAGUCCAGCAAAGUUGAAGAAGGCCGACUCAAAGCCUCCUGCGCUUGAGCCUGUUCAAAACAAGUCCGUUGCCUUUUAUGCAAUGCUGGACUCUCCAGAGAAAGACAAUUCUGAGGUCACAGACAUUCGGGAUAUCCUUCGGACCGCCGAGGUUUUUACCCAAUCUUCGACCUCCCUGGUUUUGGAACCACCCUCACCGAAAGAGGCAUAUGGCGACCUUCCAUUGCCCGCUCCAGCUUUUAUGUCAGACUACAACACCGGACUUCCUCCAGCCGGAGCCUCGCCAUCUCUCAGCUCUGGCCGUCCAAGCCGCCUGAAGCAGGUCGGAAGAAUACCCAGGGUGGUGAGCCAUCGUCAUGACCCUCCUCUGUCUCCUCACAGCUUUUCUCGUCCAUUCCGCCGUAGCAUGACCCUCAGCCCACAGGAUUCUGUCGACUUGGAUCCAAAUUUUGUGGCUACAGGCCUGGAAACGCCAAUAGAGCCACCUUCCGAGCCAGCAAUAAAUGCAUUGACCACGGACGAUGUUAUGUCAAUCGCCUCGCUAGCCGAAUCAGCAGCCAAAAACUACCCCGCGUCUGGAAGUCAGGAAAGAGAAUUCAUCAGAUUCUCUCCGCGGAAGAACUCCGAGUGCACAGUUGGGACAAGUUCUAGUUCCGGUGCAUGUUCGUUCAAUGAUUCUACCGCCGUCAUUCCGCAACCCAAUAAUCCGCCUACGGAGGAUGAGAUAUGGGAUGAGUACAAUGAUCUUCUUGGAGAAGGCGAAGACAACGCUAUAAGGGUUCCUUCGUCGAUAAUCUCACCAAGAGCGGCCCCUUUUCCCCUGUCUCCUCACAAAGCCAAUGCCCUCAGGGAGAAGCCAAUGGAGUCACCCACAAUCAUAAUGGACGGCCGUCAGCAGUCAACGUAUUCGCUUGCACCAACAAACUCAAGCUGUUACAGCGCUGAUAUGACGGAGAGGAUCCGAGCUGCAUUUCAACCUCACGACAGCCCCGAACUUCCAUCUGAGGAACUCCCUGCUCAAGAGGAAGAGGAGGGGAGUGAAUCUUUGCCUUUAGAGAGGAGAGCAAGUGACAAAAUGGUUCGCCAUAGCUUGUCACCUGUACCAGAGCGAAAUUCUGAUUCCAGCUUCGGUUCCGCCGCUGAUGAUGGAUCGCCUCUAUCUCAGGUCAAUCUUCGUGUUGGUUCUAUGACUGUCAGCAAGUGGCUCACUUUCGGACACGUUCUAUUCAGCGACGUUCGCCAUGAACUGGUAAACAAGACGGGGUCUCUCCAGCGCCAAGGGGUGCUGGUGAUCGAUGGCCUUGGCAACGAUGACUGGUCAUUUUACGCCGCAGAGACAUACCCACAGGCGAGCUUCUUCAACCUGUCUCCGCGCGCGCCUCUGCCGGCGGAGUUUCGAAACUCGUCCUCAAGUUUCCCUCUUAGCCCCCCCAAUCAUCACCAGAUCCAGUACACCUCCGCAUUGGACAAGUUUCCCUUUGCUCCCCAAAGCUUCACUGCUGUGGUCUACCGCUUCCCCAUCGCUGCUCCAGAGUCUCACUACCGAAACAUUCUCAGCGAGGCACGACGUGUUCUGAAGCCGGGUGGUUAUCUUGAGCUCUCCAUCCUCGACUUUGAUCUCAACAACAUGGGCCAGCUCGGCCGAAGGGCUGUCCGGCAGUUGAAGGAGCGGAUACAUGAAUCAGACUGCGAAAUGAACCUGGCGUCAACCGCAGAUCUGAUCGUUCGCCACAUCGGGAGUGCGGGUUUUUCGAAUAUCAGGGCUGCUCGGGUUGGUGUUCCUGUGGCCAGUCCCAUUUCCAAGAUCAACGCUGGCGUCCAUGUCAGCGAUGAGAAGAUAGGCACAGAGAAGAAAACCAAGAAGAGCCAACCUAGCCUCUCGGAGAUGAUGAGUGACAACAGCUCUACAGCGGAUGAGAGCAUCACCAAAAUGGUGGCCCGUGUUGGGCGGUGGUGGUACACGCGCUGCUACGAAACCGCCAUCGACCCAACAGCCACCGCAACUAUCUGGAACGACAAGCAGCUCCUUAAAGAGUGCGAGCAACUUGGAACAAGCCUGAAGCUCAUGGUAUGCUGCGGCCGCGCUCCAGACCGAGUUUCCAGCAUCUAA
Molecule: messenger RNA, 3990 nt
Organism: Clonostachys solani
Lineage: Eukaryota; Fungi; Ascomycota; Sordariomycetes; Hypocreales; Bionectriaceae
Source: the annotation of a GenBank genome assembly